GGGAGAGACCUGGAGACGUGGGAGGGCGCACCGCACAUCACCCACAUCUCCACUGUUGUCGGCCCGUAUAGGCCAUGUCCACACGGGGAAGCACACGCUAGGAGCGACAGAGACCAGGUACCCCUUGGGCCAUGCCUCUACGUAGGUGCCAUCGAAACCCAGAGAAUCUCCACAUCUAUAUCAAGGCAUCGCGUCGCUCGCUGUCAGUGUCACCGAACCCGCCGUGCUUGGGUCGUCCGGCAUUCCGCUCCUUUUUGUUGUUGUGAACUCGCCCGGACACGGAGCGUGUGUGCAAAUACGGGACGGACCCGGUCGAGAGGUUUGAACUUCCGAAGCGGUGAGCAUCCCGGCUGCGUAUUGGCACGGCUUUGCAGCUCGUUCUUUAUUUUCCCGGUUCUGUCAACUUGUCCGCCAGCCAUCUGGGACCGUGGCAGACGGUUGCGGUGAAGUCUAUCUCGGUGCCCGAAGCCAGCGCUUAGUACCUUGUCGCAACACUCGGCCGCCCCAGUUCGUGUUCGAGACCCCGAGUACGUACGGUACUAUCGCGAAAUUUCAAAGUUAGGGCUACAGUACUCCGAAGAAAGGAACAACGACCCAGGACCUACACUACUUAGGAAGGCGUCACCGGAAGGCGCCACAUCGGGGAGCCUAGUACUGCAAAAAUCAGACGCAUCACCAAAACUCCUUUGUCAAAGAACGGCCAAGCCACGGGACCGUUCAGACCAGGAAUAGACCCAAUUGGAACGUUGGAAUAUUCGAGGUCUUAGGUCUAGGAGGCUUUUCAAUAAUCAGCUGCUGCUCACCCAGGACUCCCUAUCUCGUGCUAUGACAUCGGUCCUACCCUGAACCUGCAGAGUGGCAUCAGCACAUGCAAACUGGGCAGCAAAAUCUACCUACCUUCUCUACGACGUCAACAGCCUCACCCGUGAAGAGGUUGUUCUUUGAAUCUUCGAACCCAGAAACGGGUCUUCUUUCAUGACCUCAUUGGAUCAGUGCCACCCAGAUCCGGGCCGUUUCAACCAGGUCCACGGCCCUGAAGACGCAAAAUAACCCCGCAAGCGAUCCUCUUGGGCCUAUCACACAAGGCGCCCUGAGCUGACCUGCCCCGCAUCAACGACCAUGAUUUCCCGCAUCCGAGAGGUACCUCUACCUCUACCUAUGCAAGCCGACGAUGCGUCGUCCGCAAGCUUCACAGGCGGCGCCGUGCUGGAUAUGCCUGGUGUGACAAGGCGGCGGCGCUCUGUAAAUUCUAGCACGGCGCCUGACCCCGCGGCGGCACACAAAGCUGGUGUCCAGGCUCGUGGCUCUGCUGACGACUCACGUUAUCAUCACGGGCUGUCCAGACUUGAAAGCAGCCUAGACUAUAGCACAGAGGCAGGCAACCCCAACAUCUCGAAAUCACGCAGCGAAGAAAAAGAGGCCCGAAAGAGGCAGACGGAUGCCGGUGCCGAUAUUCCCUCCAGCCCAGGCAGCCCUCCCUCGCCUAGAGCUGCCGUCUUCACUCGCUUUCGUUCCACCGGGCCAAGUGCAGUUAGCAAAUCGCAAGCGAAACGCGAAUGGUCCCAGAGUUGCCGUGGUGUCCUCACCAGUCUGAUUCGUGUGCUUUCAUCGUCAGUGGUUUUUUUGGCAGUCGUUUUUGUUCUCCGGGCUCUCCUCCCCGACUCGGCACUUCAUUAUUCUUCCUUCUUAUCUCGACAAUCCACUUUGACUCCUCUCACAACCAAGGCCACGUUUUCUCCCCCGGCCCUCUCGCAACAAGCACACCAACCACAACCACCCGCAGUGUGCGAGAUUCAUCCCCCAUUUCCCACACCCGCCCCAGUCUCGAGCCCGCUCACUAUGGCCCUCGAGACCCAGACAAAGACCGUUGUCGGUCAGUUCGACUAUUCGGACGAAGAUGUCAAUAAGGGCGUCGUAGAGUUCCUUCGUCAAAUGGCCGAAGGUCUCGAGAAGGAUGGCGCUAGCAUGAGCCAGAUUCCCACAUAUGUCACCGCCGUCCCCAAUGGCACUGAAAAGGGUCUUUACAUGGCUGUCGAUCUCGGUGGCACCAACUUCCGCGUUUGCUCAAUCCAGCUCAACGGCGACACCACCUUUCGUCUGACGUACACCAAGGUCGCUAUCCCCAGAGAGCUCAUGGUUGCCAAGACCGCCGAGGAGCUGUUCGCUUUCUUGGCGAAGCAGGUCGAAAUCUUCCUCAGGACACAUCAUGGAGAGCACUUCGAGGCACAUAUCCGCAGACGCAUGACCAUGAGCUCCCCCGAGGGCUUCAAGGACGAGAACGUCUUCCGUCUCGGCUUCACAUUCAGUUUCCCCGUCCAACAAUUGGGUAUCAAUAAGGGUACGCUCAUUCGCUGGACCAAGGGUUUCGAUAUCCCAGACGCCGUUGGAAAGGACGUUUGUGCCCUCCUGCAAACGGAGAUUGACAAGCUCCAUCUCCCCGUCAAGGUCGCUGCUCUCGUCAACGACACUGUUGGCACUUUGAUGGCUCGUUCCUACUCUUCCCCUGGCAAGAGCGGUGCUAUUCUCGGUGCUAUCUUCGGUACUGGCACCAACGGAGCUUAUGUCGAGAAGCUUUCCAACAUCAAGAAGCCCCUAGCCGGCGAGUACGAUAAAUCUACCGGAGAGAUGGUCAUCAACACUGAGUGGGGUUCGUUUGACAACCAGCUCAAGGUCCUUCCUAACACACCAUGGGAUGUCCAGCUCGACCUGGCCACCCCCAACCCCGGUAUUCAGAUGUACGAGAAGCGUGUCUCGGGCAUGUACCUCGGCGAGAUCUUGCGAUUGACGGUCAUUGAUCUGCUUAAGAACCCAGACGUUGCUCUCUUCAAGGACGAUAACUCGAGCUACAAUGACUGGAAGUCAACUACCAACAUUGCCGAACACUCCCCCAUCUACAAGCAGUGGGGUCUUGAUACCUCGGUCCUCUCUGUCGCUGCCGCUGACAGUACCCCCGAGUUGUCGAUCCUCCGUCAGGAGCUCGAGGCCAACCUCCACAUUUAUGCCCCCUCUUUGGAGGACGCUCAGGCUUUCAAGGCCAUUGCUGGUGCUAUCGGUCGUCGUGCUGCUCGUCUUUCGGCUGUUGCUAUUGCUGCCAUUGUUUUGCAGACCGGCAAACUCAACGACCCCGAGCAGGAUGAGCCUAUCGACAUUGGUGUUGACGGAAGCUUGGUCGAGCACUAUCCCUACUUCCGUGACAUGAUCUACGAGGCUCUCCGUGUCAUCAAAGGCAUUGGUGAGGAGGGUGCCAAGCGGAUCCGUAUCGGUAUUGCCAAGGAUGGAUCCGGUGUUGGUGCCGCGUUGAUUGCUCUCGUCGCCGCCCGCAUGGAGAAGAGCACUUCCACAGCCGACUUCAUCAGCGACCUGCGUCUCAACGCCAAGAAGACCGACUUGACCGCUGUGCCUGAGGAUAGCGAGCUUGCCGCCGGGGAAUAGGAGUCCACAAAGGCAGCUUGUCCAUUGCCAGGCAUGACAUCACUGACAUGUCGCAGAAAGAGGUGCAUUGUUAUGUGAACAUGGCUUAGCGCAGGGAAGGAGUUUGGGAGUGAAGGUUGACAUAAAAAACUGUGUUAAGCGAAGAGCAACAUUUGUGUGCUGUGUAAGGAUGAACGACAAUGGGACGAGGAACCUGGAAAGGGAUAUGAGGUUCACAUAAAUAUUUCAAUGUUCUUCCUUUGGUAUGGUUGAUUGGGCAGGCGUCACUGGGUUAGGGUUUAUCGCAUUAGGGAAACCCCCAAGGCAUGGAUGGGCUUUGAAUUUAUAUUUUUCUCUUUUAUCAUGAAAUGGUAGCCGGAUUGGAACGGAGAGAUGUUAUCUACUGUAUAACAAAAAGACUAUCAACCAGCGAAGUUGUGACUUUUGAAAUACCAGUUGUUCCUCCUCUCAGUUUUGCGUUAUCCCUUUAUCAAUGAUGGCAUUUCGCAACCGUAGCCAACUCUAAACAACGGCUUUGAUUCGAGUCCUCAGAUGCUGCUCAAGCCAAUGGUGGGAGCACAGGAAAUCCAAAC
Molecule: messenger RNA, 4004 nt
Organism: Neurospora crassa OR74A
Lineage: Eukaryota; Fungi; Ascomycota; Sordariomycetes; Sordariales; Sordariaceae
Product: glucokinase
Exons: 5
Coding region: 1120-3432 (770 amino acids)
Biological process (GO): intracellular glucose homeostasis; glycolytic process; glucose 6-phosphate metabolic process
Cellular component (GO): mitochondrion; cytosol
Molecular function (GO): glucokinase activity; D-glucose binding; mannokinase activity
Source: RefSeq, a predicted model, not a curated record